CAUGUAACAUUGCGGUUGGGAUUUGAGUGUGUUGUCUAGUCGCACACGUGUUUUGUGUGUCCACUCCGUGUUUUUAUAUUUUUGUACUUGAUCUUUGCCUCUAACAGGCUAGUACAUUGCAUGAAAAUGGAAGACGAGCAAAUGGAAGUGGAAAAUGACGAGGAGAUGGUGGAGGACGGUACGCCAGCGGAGAAGACUGCGAGAAAAGUGUACCUGCCUGGAAAGCCGCUGAACGAGGGAGAAGUUUUGGAAUGCGAUGACUCGGUUUACCUCAUGAGGCAUGAGUGCAAAGCGGGAUCACCAUGUCUUAGUUUUGACAUCAUCAAGGACAAUUUAGGUGACAACAGAGAGGCGUUCCCUCACACUGCAUACAUUGUUGGUGGCACACAGUCCCCGAAGAAAGGCGACAACUGCCUUUUAGUGAUAAAGAUGUCCAAUUUGGUGAAAACCCAAAUUAAAGAUGAUGACUCUAGUGACGAGGACGAUGAAUCUGAAGAUGAAGACAACGAUGAAGUCAGUGAAAGCAAGAAGCCUAUUAUGCAUUUCUCAAUAUUGAAACAUUUGGGUUGUGUGAACAGAGUCAGGAGUAUGGAAAUUAAUGGGACUGUUCUUGCUGCAUCUUGGUCUGAACUAGCACGUGUCUCAAUUUGGAACCUCAACAAACCAAUUCGUGAUGUUGAGCUGAACAAACAGUUGCCGAAAAAAGUCAAGAGAGAAGGAUAUGGUAAGAUGGCAAACUCAGUUUCCCCCGAGUUUAUCUUCACUGGCCAUCAAACUGAAGGUUAUGGCAUUGAUUGGAGUCCGACUAUGCCAGGUGUUCUGGCUACUGGUGACUGUACAAAACAUAUUCAUGUUUGGACUCCUGAUGACAACCUCUCUUCUUGGAAGGUGGACCAGCGUCCACUUAUGGGACACACAGAUUCGGUUGAGGAUUUGCAGUGGUCUCCUAACGAACCCCAUGUUCUGGCUUCAUGCUCGGUUGACAAGAGCAUUCGCAUUUGGGAUACGAGAGCAGCCCCCAACAAAGCAAAUCAGCUUACCGUAGCUGGAGCUCAUUUGUCAGAUGUUAAUGUUAUCAGCUGGAAUAAGAAAGAACCAUUCAUUAUCUCAGGUGGAGAUGAUGGCUUCCUCCACAUUUGGGAUUUGCGUCAAUUUAAGGCUGGUGCUUCUGUUGCAACAUUCAAGCAUCAUACCCAGCCGGUGACUACUGUAGAAUGGCACCCCACUGAGCCCAGUGUGUUUGCAUCUGGAGGAGCUGACAACCAGAUAGCACUUUGGGACCUAUCUGUAGAAAAAGAUUCUGAUACAGCCAAUGAGGAAGACAUUCAGGAACUUCCACCUCAACUUCUAUUCAUUCAUCAAGGACAGAGAGAUAUCAAAGAACUCCACUGGCAUCCUCAAAUCACAUCUUCUAUUAUCAGUACAGCUCAGAAUGGUUUCAAUGUAUUCCGGACAAUAAGUGUUUAGCAAGUAAAUUUAUAUGUAUAUUUAUAUCUUAUCUUAUUUUCAAUUGGAUAUUCGUCCUUAAGUUAUAAGACAUCAUUUCUAUAGAAUGAACUGAAGGCUGUUAAUAAAUUAAACAAAGCACAGGAG
Molecule: messenger RNA, 1593 nt
Organism: Thrips palmi
Lineage: Eukaryota; Metazoa; Arthropoda; Insecta; Thysanoptera; Thripidae
Product: glutamate-rich WD repeat-containing protein 1
Exons: 8
Coding region: 121-1467 (448 amino acids)
Molecular function (GO): protein binding
Source: RefSeq, a predicted model, not a curated record